ACUAAAUCACCAACUUCUACUUCGCAGCAAUUCCUAAAUGGUGCACUCACCGUCGCCCUUCCAACCAUAGGAAAAGAUCUGAAUUUUCUGCACAUAAACCGCGUUUUGAUUGCCCCUGUCGUGUUUUGCAGCUUGGUGUAUGGUUGCCUGUUGCUUUUCUUCGGGCGGUUGGGCGAUAUAGUAGGGGCCCGGACCAUGUUCGUUGCAGGCUCCCUAUGGUGUUCCGUAUGGGCCAUUGCCAGUGCAUUCACACCUAAUGUUCCAUCUUUCAUCAUCUUUGUGGCACUGCAAGGCGCAGGCGCGGCCACCAAUACUCCAGGCUCCAUCCGCGCCCUAACCUCACACUUUCCGCCAGGAAACAGACGAAGCCAAGCCUUUGGGAUAUUGGGUGCAGGACAGCCUAUUGGAUUCAUUCUUGGCCUCAUUGCCGGCGGCCUGCUUGCCAGUGAUGGUGCCACUUGGCGUGCAAUAUUCUACAUUCAAGCCGGGCUCACAUUCAUGUUCUCUGUCCUCGGUUUCGUCGCAAUCGAAAAGGACGAGGAAAAGUCUAAACGGUAUACCAAAGGACUGGACUGGUGUGGCACUGUUCUCAGUACGGUCGCGAUAGUGCUCUUAACCUACAGCCUCUCAGAAUCGACGUCGGCAAAACGUGGCUGGAGGACUCCUCAGAUUCCUUCUCUCUUCUCAGUCUCUCUCCUCGGUUUGGGUUGCUUCGUGCUUUAUCAGAGAUGGCGAGAUUCGAAGGGUCGUUCGGUGCUGGUGCCAUUCAGGUUACUGAACCAUCCGGAGUCAAAGUUGGGAAGCAUGACCCUUCUGGUGUUCUUUGCCUGGUCUCGCAGGUUCACUUUCAAUUCUCUGCUAUACUGGAUCACCCUUUACUUUCAACAGGUGAACUUAUUGACGCCAAUGCAGACAGCAGUGCGCUUCAUCCCGGUUGCGAUCUCGGGUAUCGUAGUGAACACCCUGACGGGCUUCGUGAUGAAUCGCGUCUCCGGAUACAUCAUUAUGGGCAUCGGUCUACUUGCAUCCAUCGUACCACCGAUGAUAUUCGCUUUCCUGAAUGGCAACUCUCCGUAUUGGACGAUGACGCUCUUCAUCUUGAUCUCCGUCGUCGGUUCAGAUGCAGUAUAUCCAGUCGGGAAUCUCCACUGUUGCUCCGCCUUCAACGAAGACUCUCACGCCCUCGCAGGCGCGUUGUUCAACGUCGCCAUCAGGAUCGGCACCUCCCUCGGCCUCUCCAUCACCUCGAGCAUAUCGACCUCCGUCUCCGGGCACUACCUUCGCACCCACACCCACUCAGAACUGUCCGCAAGCUCCCCCGAAGUACUCAUGGCGGGCUUCAGAGCUGCGGGCUGGACCUGUUGUGCGGCAUCGGGAGUCAGUUUUUUGAUCGCACUCGUGCGAUUUCGGGGGAUCGGGAUCGUAGGG
Messenger RNA from Stereum hirsutum FP-91666 SS1, 1428 nucleotides. RefSeq names its product MFS general substrate transporter. The annotation marks the transcript as partial. Gene Ontology annotation, biological process: transmembrane transport. Gene Ontology annotation, molecular function: transmembrane transporter activity. The transcript has 10 exons. Gene Ontology annotation, cellular component: membrane. The record is from RefSeq and is a predicted model, not a curated record. NCBI's taxonomy places the organism in Eukaryota, Fungi, Basidiomycota, Agaricomycetes, Russulales, Stereaceae.